Molecule: messenger RNA, 2208 nt
Organism: Drosophila rhopaloa
Lineage: Eukaryota; Metazoa; Arthropoda; Insecta; Diptera; Drosophilidae
Gene: eIF2Bepsilon
Product: translation initiation factor eIF-2B subunit epsilon
Exons: 5
Coding region: 75-2087 (670 amino acids)
Cellular component (GO): eukaryotic translation initiation factor 2B complex
Molecular function (GO): translation initiation factor binding; guanyl-nucleotide exchange factor activity; translation initiation factor activity
Source: RefSeq, a predicted model, not a curated record
GCAGCAAUAAAACAACAACAACGAGCGUGGUGUGGGGGAAACUACUCCCCAAAAACAAGACCAAACCGAAAGAAAUGGCCCAAUUCGAGAAGGAAAUUGUGCAGGCGGUGCUGAUAGCCGACAACAAUGUGUGGAACUUCAAGCCCCUCUCCGACGAGGGCUCCACGGCUCUGCUGCCCCUGGUUAAUGUAAGGAUGCUGGACUACGCACUCAUCGCCCUCAAUCGCAGCGGGGUGGAGGAGGUGUUUGUGUACGCCAGCCUCUACCUUCAGGACAUCCGGGAUCACAUCAAGGCAGGCAUUGCCACGUACGCCUCCUGGUCCUUUAAGAUGACCGUCCAUGUAAUCGGCGGCGAGGGCUGUCGCUGUUUCGGCGAUGCCAUGCGUGACCUGGACGCCAAGGCACUCAUUCGUGGCAACUUUAUUCUUCUGGGCGCUGAUACGGUGACGAAUGCCGAUCUGCGUCCAGUGCUGGAGCAGCACAAGCGUCAGGCCAAGUUCGACAAGGGCACCGCCGCCACUCUGGUGUUCAAGGAGUGCUCCAACAACCUACGGACCGGCAACGAGGUACUGAUCGCCGUGGAUCGCCGCAACGAUAGGCUGCACUACCACCAGCGGCUGAGGAUGCACCAGAAGGAGCCGCGCUACCAAAUACCGCUGGACGUCUUUCUGGGCAACUCGUGUGUGGCGCUGCACCACAACCUUCUCGAUCCGCAGAUUGCCAUUGGCUCGCCUUCCAUGCUGUCGCUGUUCAGCGACAACUUCGAUUUCCAGACGCGGGAUGACUUUGUGCGAGGCCUGCUGAUCAACGAGGAGCUGCUGGAUAGCAGGAUAUACGUGGCCCUGCUGCCGACCGCCCAGUACGCGCACAAGGUGAACAACUGGCCGUCCUACCAGCUGGUCAGCCGGGACAUAAUCAACCGGUGGGCCUACCCGCUCGUUCCUGACAUGGGCGUCUACAAGCUGCAGCAGCAGUACGUCUUCCACAAGGACAACAUAUAUAAGAGCCACGGGGCGCAGGUGUCGAAGGUGGCGCUCCAGCAGAACGUGGUCAUCCAGGCGGGCAGUCAUGUGGACAGUGGGUCGGUGAUCAGUGACAGCGUGAUCGGGGCCAACUGCCGCGUCGGGAAGAACUGCCGGCUGACCAAUGUGUUCCUUAUGGCCGAUGUCACCGUGAAGGACAACUGCCGGCUGGAGCAUUGCGUGGUGGGUGCGGGCGCCACCAUUAACGAGAACUGCGACGUGAGCGCGGGCUGUGUGCUGGGGGCGAAGAGCGUGCUGCCUGCCAAGACAACGCUGACAAAGACUCUCGUCACCAGCACGCCCAGCACACAGCGCAGUGAGGAGGAGAUUGCAGUGGAACUGGAGUCUAUUGGGCCACAUGCCUUCAUUGUCAGCGAUUUGACAACUGGUGAUCCCGAGGACUCGGAUGGCGAGGAUCUCUUGCCACAGCAACCACUAAGCAUACCCAAAAUGGGCGACCUGCUGGCGCCGCUGGACGAGAUCAGUUACUGCAGCGACCUCAGCGAGGACGACGAGGAUGGCUCCCGAGCGGUGACGCCCCUGCCCGAUGACACAAACAUUUUCCUGGGCGAGGUGAUCGAUUCCUUGACGCGGGGCUUCCGGGAGAAGUCGAAUCCCGACUUCCUCAUCCUCGAAAUUAACUCCUCGCGCUACGCGUACAACAUGUCCCUCAAGGAGGUUAACUUUAAUGUGGUCAAGGCAGUAUUCGGCAUGCAGAGCAUCCUGGAACCGGCGAACAACAACGUUCUAGUGGCCAUAAGUGCCGCUUUUAAGCAACUGGGACCGGUUGUCUCCAACUACAUUAAGAGCGAGGAUUCCAUGCUGGAUUGCCUCAAGGCGCUGGAGGAUGUGUACGAGGAAAAUGCUCUGGUGCGGGAGAAGAUUUCGCAGAUUGUCCACUACCUGUACGACAAAGACUUCGUGUCCGAGGAUGCCAUCCAGGCCUGGUUCGAGCAGUUGGACGAGGAGGAGCAUGCGCAUCUGCGCCAGAGCCUGGCAAAGCUCGUGGCUUGGCUGGAUCAGUCCAGUGAAGAGGAGGAGGACGACGACGAUGAGGAGGAUUAAGAAAUGACGGCCCCCAUUUUUCACUUUUUUUAAUCCAGCGACUCUCCUCUUCUAGUUGUUAAAGUGCGAACCAUGAAAUGGUUCACCAAAACAAAUAAAUAAAAAAUGUAAUUAAUGCAAA